UCAGUGAAACUCACAGCCAAAGGGAAAGGGGAGGGGGAGGUGAUCUGAGCUAGAAGGACCUGAGGAUGUGACUUUGUGUGGACACAGCCCACAAAGGGUAUUUAAAGGGCCAAGAUCCUCCAUGCCCCUUUCAACCUCCUGUCAGCAUCAUGGGCUCCUGGGUCUUCCCCACCUCGAUGCUCCUGCUCUGUCUGAUCCAGGGAAGCCAGCAAGGCGGCUUGGCCCCUCAGGGGAACGGCAUCCUGGGGUGGUUCUUUUCCUCAGCCCAUAUGAAAGAGGUUCCCCCAGGAGCAGGAGCAGAAGCUGGAGCUGCGGCUGGGAGCCCACCAGGAAAGGCAGGCUAUGGUACACUGCCAAAUGGCUAUGGAGCAGGGUCCUGGGUGGAGGUGGGGAGGAGGGAUACAGGAAUGGACUGAGAGCAGGAGCCUUCCCUAGAGCUGGAGCCCAGACAGGCCUCGGAGCGGGGAUGAAACCUCAGAAAGCAGCAUAUAGAAACGGAUUGGGUAAUGGAGCUUUCCCAGGAGCUGGAGCCCAGUCAGGCCUUGGAGCUGGAACCAAGCCUCAGAAACCAGGAUAUGGAAAUGGACUAGGAAAUGGCGUCUUCCCUGGGGUCGGAGCCCAGUCAGGAUACAGGAAUGGGCUGGGAGCUGGGGGCUUUCCGGGGGCUGAAGCCCAGCCAGGAUUUGGAGCUGGAACCAAGCCUCAGAAAGCAGGCUUUGGAACAGGGAUGGGAAUUCAGAGAGCAGGAAAUGGGAAUGGUCUACAAGCUGGGGCCUUCCCAGGAGCCAGGGCUCAGCCAGGUCCCUGUAAUGGGGGCUCCAUUCCAGCUCCCAAUGGAGUAGGGCCUGCAACAGGGAGUCCCUCAGAAAAAGGAGGAGUCAGGGCUCAGAAUGGCUAUGGAGCAGGUCUUGAAGAUGGAUUGAAGACUCAAAAAACAGGACUCAGAAAUGGGUUUGGAGCUGGAGCCUUCCCAGGGGCCGGGAUUCAGCCAGGUUAUGGUGCCAUGAAUGGCUAUGGAGCAGGUCUUAGAGGAGCCAAACCACAGAAAACAGGCUAUGGAAAUGGAUUAGGAGCAGGUGCUUUCCCAGAGUCUGGGCCACAGCCAGGGUUUGGGACCCCAAAUGGUUUUGGAGUAGGCCUAGGUGGUGUGAAGCCUCAAAAAGCAGUUUAUAGCAAUGGACUGGGAGCUGGAACCUUUCCUGAGGUCAGGGCCCAGCAAGCAGGUUUCCCUGGGGCUGAAAGUUAUCCAGCCAAUAACUACAGCAAUGGUGGGGCCAGCUCCUUUGGUCCUCAGGGAGUCCCCUUUCUCCCUGAAGGUUCAGACUCUGGGGCCAAGACUGCUAAGAAUGACUAUGGAAAUGGGGUAGGUGUAGGCUCCUACCCUGCAGAUGGAAGCCCACCAGGUGGGCCAGAUGUGAAACACAGCUUCAACAGCUUCCUGGGAAAUGGCUAUGGAGGUCACUGUCCUCCAGGGAAAUGUUGAGCCUAAAGGGAUCCCUCCGACUUCCCCAACGUGAAGAUCUUCAGGGGAGCUCGAAGCCUAAGACCUGGCCACCUUACUGCUGUCAGGCUUUUUGGAAAAAACCAGGCUCCUCGGGAGGGGAGUCUCCCCUCUGCCCCAUCAGGGUCCUUCUUUGGUCCUUUACCCCAGUCUUAUAAGGGGCCCCUCAUGGCAGAGAGGAGGAGGAGGAGA
Vombatus ursinus (common wombat) is the source of this 1693-nucleotide messenger RNA. RefSeq names its product fibroin heavy chain-like. The transcript is spliced from 28 exons. The record is from RefSeq and is a predicted model, not a curated record. Lineage: Eukaryota; Metazoa; Chordata; Mammalia; Diprotodontia; Vombatidae. Bases 122 to 1483 code for a protein of 453 amino acids.